This is a messenger RNA of Hydra vulgaris (swiftwater hydra), 1113 nucleotides long. NCBI's taxonomy places the organism in Eukaryota, Metazoa, Cnidaria, Hydrozoa, Anthoathecata, Hydridae. The record is from RefSeq and is a predicted model, not a curated record.
AUGGUACGAAAUUUUAAAAGAAAAACUAAUAGAGGUUAUAUUUCUGGAGAUGUCAUAAUGUGUGCUGUUAAAGAUGUAAAGAUUAAUAACAUUUCUAUUAGAUCAGCAGCAAAAAACCAUGGCAUUAAUUACAGAACAUUAGCACGUUAUUGUAAAAAAAUUAUUAUUACUAACCCAUCACAUGGUUCUAUAGCAGAUCUAAUUGACAAAAUUGAAAACCACACCUCCCUUAAUGUUAUAGGAUACAAAAGUCGAUUGAUAUUGCCAGAAAAAGUAGAAAAAGAACUGGUCACCUACCUGUUGCGAGCAGCAGAUAUAUAUUUUGGUUUAACUCCUACCGAAGUAAAAAAGCUCGCAUUCCAGCUAGCAAUUAAAAAUAAUAUGAAGGUUCCCAAUUCUUGGGUAGUAAAGGAACAAGCUGGUAAGGAUUGGUUUACAGGAUUUAUAAAGCGCCAUUCAAAUAUUUCCAUUAGGCAACCUGAAGCUACUAGUUUAAGUCGAGCGACAAGUUUCAAUAAGCAGAAUGUUGCAUCAUUUUUUAGCAAUUUGCAGCACUGUAUGCAAAAAUACUCGUUCUCACCAAAUGACAUUUGGAACAUGGACGAAACUGCUGUAACUACUGUACAACAACCUAAAAAGGUUAUUGCGAAAAAAGGAUUAAAACAAGUAGGAGUCAUCACGUCAGCUGAAAGAGGAACUCUUGUAACAUUAACAUACAUAAUAAAUGCUAUUGAAAAUAGUAUUCCACCCUUUUUUAUUUUUUCUCGUAAAAACUUUAAAGAUCAUUUCCUAAUCAGUGCACCAACAGGAAGUGCAGGAGAUGCAAAUCCAAGUGGUUGGAUGAAAGAAGAAAACUUUGUAAAAUAUCUAAAACAUUUUGUAGGCAAUACAAAAUGUACUAAAGAAAAGCCUUGUUUAUUGUUGCUUGACAAUCACGAAACUCAUCUUAGUAUCGAAGGAUUAGAUUUGGCAAAAAAUAAUGGAAUAGUAAUGCUUACCUUCCCACCACAUUGCACACAUAAGUUGCAGCCCUUGGAUAAGGCAGUUUAUGGUCCUCUCAAAAACUACAUAAAUACUGCUAUGACAUCAUGGUUAGUAAUGAAACCUGGAUAA